CUCAGUAAUGUUUUGAAAAUUUAUUUACCUGCGCAACCUGCAGCUGUCGGAUUAAGGAUGGGUUUGGAGUGCUAUACAGUAUUGGAAUGUAUUGGAGAAGGCUCAUUUGGUCGUGUUUUUCGUGGCAGAAGGAAGGAAACAGGACAGAUUGUAGCCAUGAAAUUUAUACCUAAGGUUGGAAAAAGUGAAAAUGCUCUUAAGAAUCUGAAGUUGGAAAUUGAAAUAAUGAGGUCAAUGCACCACACUAAUAUAAUUGAAAUGCAGGACUCUUUCGAAACAGAAAGAGAGGUUGUAUAAAUUUGCAUUUUUCGAAAUAUUAGCACCAUAGGUUGUUGCAAUAACUGAUUAUGCAGAAGGAGAUCUUUUUCAGAUAAUAGAGGAUGAUGGACGACUCUCUGAAGAGACUGUAACUUUGUCGCUUGAAACUUACUGUUUUAGGUCAGGUCUGUGGCCUGUCAGUUGGUGUCAGCCCUUUACUAUCUUCAUGCAAACCGCAUUUUGCACAGAGAUAUGAAACCACAAAACAUUCUUUUGGGACAAGAUGGAGUUGUUAAACUCUGUGACUUUGGAUUCGCUAGAGUUAUGGGUUGGAAUACACUAGUCCUUACAUCUAUAAAGGGAACUCCUUUGUAUAUGGCACCAGAAAUCAUUGAGGAAAAGCCUUAUGAUCAUACUGCUGACCUCUGGGCGCUAGGCUGUAUACUGUACGAAUUGUUCGUUGGCACCCCGCCAUUUUAUACGAACAGUAUAUUUCAACUUGUUAAAAUGAUCACAAAGACUGCUAUUCAGUGGCCACCUGAUAUGUCAUCAGUUUUCAAAGACUUUUUGGCGAGACUACUUCAAAAAGAUGUACGACAACGAUUGCAGUGGCCAGACCUUUUGGAUCACCCAUUUGUUUGCGACAAAAUUGAAAUUUCACCAGGUGUGCGUUUACUUUCCAGUCCGCUAACACAACCAUUGACGCCAAGUCAGCUGGCAGAAAAAGAAAGGCAAAGGUUACUAAUGCUGAGACCUAAUGGAUCAAGAGUGCUCAGACGUGCUGGUGGUGACCAGUUCAGUAAACUUAAACAAGUUAAAGAAGAAGAUAAACUGGACGAUUCUAUGGACCAUCGCCGUGGAAAAUCUGCUGUUAGAGAUUCACCAGGAUCAGAUAUGAAGAGUAAUGCUGUUGACAAAAGGCACUCCAAAUAUGUCUCAGAUAAGCCUCCAUUGUCAAAAUUAGGAGAGAAAGGUAAAAUGAUCAGACCUAAAUCUCACACAAAGGCUAUCGAGGAGCAACAAGAAUUACUUAGAAGACCGAAUUCAGCAGAUAAUGAUGGAGCAGAAAACGAACAAACUGCACAAAAUGCCUCAAAUAAGCGACCACAAAGCUGUGAUGCCUUGAAUUCAGAAAAGAAAAUUCCAGACUGGUCUCAAGUUGAAGAUACUUCAGUAGAACCUCCAACUCCAAGGGAGAAUCGAAUAUCCACUGACUAUGAUCGUGAAAAUGCAGUACAUGAACGUUGUCAGCAAAGGUAUCGAGAAGUCAGUGAAACAGAUAGUAGGCAGUAUUCUGUAGAAAGUGAUAUACGUUUGUUGGAUAACACAAUUAUUGAUGGUGUUGAUGAGAAAGGUAUUGUAAAAUACAAUCGCUCAGGUAUUCGUAAACAAAGUUCACUUGAUGCACUCGACAAAACAUCGUCUAGGACACAUCGUGCAAUGGAAUAUACCGGUUGGUGGUUACGAGCUAGUGCAGAGGCCUGGGAACGUUUAGCUGAUGCAACAGACAUUGAAUUUCCUCAUCCACCUGGAUGUGAAACAGAAAGUACUCGACACUCUUCAGAAAUUAAUAGACAGCCUAAACGCAGAACAGCACUCAGUUUACUCUGUGAUAAUGAAUUCGGUCAACGAUUGUCAUUAAGAUUAGCUUCAGCUUCUGUCAUUACUGAUAAAGCUGCUUGGAAGUCUAUACAUCCAUGGGCAUCAGCUUUAAGUGAACGUUCUUCAUCUAUAGUUCAUAAUCGUCCAGUUUCUGCGGGAACUAAUCAGACUAAAGAGUUAUCAGGUGAUGCAGAAUUUGGACUUGAAGCGGCCGCCUAUCUAAGGACAUUACUACGUUUAGUCACAAAUUUAAUCACAGUUAAAUGUGAUGUCACAAUUAUUGUACAGUUUUGUGAGGUGACAGAAUUACCUGUACAGUUGAUAAAAUUAAUGCAAUCCUUCCUUAAUUGUACACAAUUGCAUCAAAAAAUGUGGUAUGAACAGAUCCUGUUAGAUCUUAUAAUAGCAAUGAAUGCAUAUUUUGUCAGUGAAAUUGGUCAACGACAAAAUAUCCCACGUUCUGUAUUACAAAGUUAUACUGAACACGCACUUUGCUUUAUUGAACUUGUACCACGGCUUGUGAAUCAGGAAUGUGAUAAGGAAUUGCAUUUACGCGAUCAAACUUUACUUUGCAUUCGUUAUUUAAUUGAACGUAUGGUUGAGAGACCUUCAUCAAUUGUUGAAGAAUUCUUCGCUGAACUGAAAAAACAUCAUCUACAGACUAUAAAAACUCUUGUACUAAUGCCAUCAGUCAGUCGGUAUAGUAUAGCUGAUGCUGAUGUUAGUCGGUUAGAUGAUAUUCGUGAGCAUGCUAUGGGUGCUUUAACUGCUUUCACAUGCCCCUUCUCUACAGUAUGCUUGUCAAAUGAUCCGUCAAUUGAUCCAGACAGUAAUACAUUUGGUGCAAUCACAAAACCGGGGAAAUUUUCAAUACGAACACACGAUAUUGCUAUGUUCAUUGCAAAUCAACUAUGCCAACCAGAGUUAGAAACACAUUUACGCGUUUAUAUUUCGUAUCUGUGGGUUAGUCGGUUAUGUAUACAUACAGCAAAAGUAUUUUAUGACUGUGUACAAGCUGAUACAUUAUUUGCUCAUUAUUGUAUCAAAAAGUUUCCUAUAUACUUGGAAGCUCUGUUGGAUUUAUUACGUGGUAGUGUUUCAGUUUCAAAGUCGGAACGUGUGACUUUAGUAGAACUGGUUAUGAACUCGUUAACUGCACUGAUUAUUCAACUGGGUUAUGUACCUGAAUUGAUAUUACAAAACAAGGCACAAUUUUGCAAAAUGCUUGUUGAAUCACACGUUCCAAGUCAUGCGGCUGCAUCAGCUUUGCUGCUAUCUCAAAUUUAUGAAUUACAAGAGUUUAAAAUACCGGCUAAACCUCAUGAUAUUGUACAAGCAAUGUCGCUGAUUCUCGUAUCACCUAUUGCUCAGAGUCAAACAGCACGUAAUCGACUAUUGGCUGCUUUAAGCGAAUCAACACCACGUAAUGUUGGUAGGUCUAAUUCAAAAGAGAAUGUCGGUGAAUCUCAGGGUGAAAUGGAUCUUCUAAUGACCUUCGGUUUACCACAAUUAUUAUGGCCAUCUAAUCAUGGCUGGCUUGAUGGUUUGUUUGACUUAGCUCAAAUAAUGUGUACACAGGCUGGUAAUAUCAUUUGUCAAUCACUUAUGGAGUUUCGAAUACCUGAAAGGAUAUGGCAGUGUUUAGAGCAAAUAUUUGAUCUUCAUAAAUCAGCUGGUUCAUCAGUAGACAGCGAGCAUGCAGUUGACCUGGUUAUGCUAUCCCCAAGGGGAAUACUAUCAGCUUUAAAUUUAGCUGCAACAAUUUUCUCAAAGAAACCAAAAUUAUGUAUCGAAACGUUGUUGUGUAAUCAAAGUCAAAUGUUAUCUGUUCUCAAGCAUUUCUUUACAAGUCAGUGUAUCGAUGAUCUACGUCGUAGUUCUUGGGCUGCAUUGCAUCCAACCAACUUGAUCCUGGAUAUUCUUAGUUCAUGUGCUCAUUUAUUGUACUUCCCGUUUAAAACUGGUGAUGAGGAUUAUAAAAUCGCGUUGACCAGACUUUAUUUGGAGAAUCAAAUGUUAGCUCAUUUUAUGCAUACAUUAUGCAAUAUCUGCAACUUAACAAAAUCUUAUACCCCUUUAAAACAAACUACUGCGCAUACAACAAUUGUUGACAAUAAUAAUAACAAUAAGCAUAGAAAUAAUGAUGGUGAUACACUGACAUUGAAAUCAAUAGAAAAUGAUCCAGUCCUCUUAUCGCAUACUCAAUCCAUCCUAAUGGUUGCAUUCAAGCUAUGCUGUGAUCCAAUUAACUUGCAUGGUACAGAUAACACAGAUGAGAUUAUGUAUCAGUAUAGUGUAUAUGAUAUAAUUAAUGAAGAGGGAUUGACUUGUCGAAAGAUACUCGGUAAACAAUUGAUCAAUUUACUGUUUGGAUCUGAUCUAGAUGAUUAUGAACCUGAAGUGAAAGCGAUUCAUGAAUUGAUUCAGUGGUGUUUUACAUCACCUAUCAAAGAAAUUCAAUGGGGAUCGUGUGUUCUGCUAUCACAGUUCUUAGCAUUUCGAAUUUUAGAGUUAUCUGAUCGUAAAAGAGAUAGUCGUCCAGUUAAACCUGAUCAAAUGAAAAUUGUCGAAGAAGGCCGUACAGCUGGAAAUUUAGUCUGGUCGCUGUUGAUCCCAGUCGAUAAACCUGAUAUAGAAACUCCAGACAAUUUGUUAAAUCUCAUCAAAGAUUCACAUACGAUAACGGCUAUACAUGGAUUGAGUUUAUUAAAUAAUCUAAUGCUUUGUAUGUAUAUCGAAUCAAAUAUGCGUGAAAUCCUGCCACAGUUUACCAAUGAACUGCAAUGUCAUCAGAUAUGUCGUUUCCAGUUCAAUGUUAAUAGUCCAAUACCAAGGCGUAAACAGUUGCUUGCCUCCUCGAGAACAUGUAUUCUAUUGGAUAGUAAACAUUCAACAUGGUUCUUUGAUCAACCACUUGAUAUAUGCGUUCAACACCUGCAUCAUAAUUGUUCAGUUAUACGACAGUAUGCUUUAUUGUGUAUAGGCAAUGCUUUAUUUCUGUCGAAUGAAUUCUGUCCUGUUGUGCUACCGGCUAUACCUAGGAUUGUUUCACUGCUAACGGAAGACACUUCAUCCCGAGUUCGAACUAAUGCCGCAGCUAGUCUCGGGAAUACGUGUUAUCACGUAGAUCAGUUGUAUGAUUCUCUUUGUAAAAAUAAUGUUCUCCAUGCUCUCUUAGAAACUGGAUGUUUAGAUGGUGAUCGAAGAGUUCAAGAAGCUGCCUUAGCAGCAUUACGUGCCCUCUGUUUAGUCGAUGAUCGUUUACGUCAGGAUUUAUCCAACAUGAAUACAGUGAAGAGGUUGAAUGAUAUGCAGGCUAAUUUGAAACACAUUGGUUCAAAUCGUUCAGGGCGUAAAUCAAGCGCUAGAAGUCGUAUGUCAAUCACACAAUUAGGCUUGAUCGAUUACGAUGUAAUUUCUCAGCAUGCUACAACUAUCUGUAAUUUGCUGUCGACAAAUUAAGUGCAGUGGUGACUAACAAACAGCAUAGAUUUCAUUAAUGUUAGAAGACGAAAAUAACCAAACGAUAACAAAAUGCGAUGACUAAUUCACUUGCUUUAAUGGUGAUGACUAGUCGACUUGUUUUGUAACGUGACAGCAGAAGUGUCUUUCGGCGUCUCUCUCUCUCUAACCAACCAUGGUCUCUAUUUUUAAAGCUAUUCUGUGAUGAUUUUUUGUGCCACAAUGAGAAAUAGUACUAAUGCUAGUGAUAACAAUAAUAACAACAACGCCACCAGAAUGUAUAGUCCUCUUUUUUGUUAACCCCCUUUUUUUUAAAAAUUACCUUAUUUGUUUAUUUUUAUUGGCAUAAAAAAUAUGUUUUUAUACGCAAUAAUGUUUUUUUCCUUGAUAAUAUUUUUAUAUAUGUCAUGUAUAAUAUUCUCUACCGACUACCCUGUGUACAUGACGUGACACAUACAUAUAUUUAUAUGCAUGUAAGUUGUCUUUAACUACACUUUACUAUCUUAAAGGAAAAUAGAUCUGUUGACAUGACUACUCGCCUGUAUCCUGAUGACUGUUACUGUUGUCAUUAUAUUGUAAUUUCGAUCAUCUAUCGAUUCGUGUAUUUGUAUUGUCAUUUCUUCUUCUACUGCUGAUGAUGACGAUGAUGAUGAUUCAUCUAUUCACCCUCUUGUUUUGUUUUUGUUUUCGCUAUUUGAAAAAAAAAUUCAUUCUCCUCCAUUUUUUGUAACAAAAUGAAAAUGAAAUAAAAUCUGUUUUCGUGUUGUUGUUUCUUUCUCAUUUUUUUCCUAUAUGAAAGUGUUAUUCGCUGAGCUCAGAGUUAAGAUUUUCGGAAAACAGAGACUUAUACGUGAUUACGUGAAGGUAGGCGUGGUGAGUGUG
Molecule: messenger RNA, 6204 nt
Organism: Trichobilharzia szidati
Lineage: Eukaryota; Metazoa; Platyhelminthes; Trematoda; Strigeidida; Schistosomatidae
Source: the annotation of a GenBank genome assembly